AUGCCACCAACUCGGAAUGUUUUCGACAGAUUGCUGCGCCUGCCUGAGCCGACCGGCACGCCCCAAGGCGCCAGGCCCCCCGCAGCCCCCGCGGCCCCAGGUCCGAGCCAAUGUCGUGACUCACCAUGCUCCCCGCCCCGCAAGACAAACAAACACGCGCGGGGGCAGGAGCGCGUUAUUUCUGAAUGGACCCCGCCCCGAUACGCCAUUGGUCAUUCCCAACCGCUCCGCCCCCCCGGCCCCGCCCCCGGCGUCCCCACUGGCUGGCGUGGGCGGGGCGGCGCGGGGUCGCCGAGCGGACCGCGGAGGCCGCGCAGCUACCCGCACCUGGAGGGCGACGUGCGCUGGCGGCGCCUCUUCUCCUCCACCCACUUCUUCCUGUGCGUGGAUCCCGGCGGCCGCGUGCAGGGCACCCGCUGGGGCCACAGCCCUGACAGCAUCGUGGAGAUUCGCUCUGUCCACGUGGGCACUGUGGUCAUCCAGGCUGUCCACACCGGCUUCUAUGUGGCCAUGAACCGCCGGGGCAGGCUCUAUGGGUCGCGGGUCUACACCCGCGACUGCAGGUUCCAGGAGCGCAUCGAGGAGAACGGCUACAACACGUAUGCCGUGCAGCGCUGGCGCCAUCGCGGCCGGCCCAUGUUCCUGGCACUGGAUGGACGCGGGGUCCCGCGGCGCGGUGGGCGGACGCGCCGCCACCACCUGUCCACCCACUUCCUGCCGGUGCUGGUGUCCUGA
Molecule: messenger RNA, 735 nt
Organism: Elephantulus edwardii (Cape elephant shrew)
Lineage: Eukaryota; Metazoa; Chordata; Mammalia; Macroscelidea; Macroscelididae
Gene: FGF22
Product: fibroblast growth factor 22
Exons: 5
Coding region: 1-735 (244 amino acids)
Biological process (GO): fibroblast growth factor receptor signaling pathway; positive regulation of protein phosphorylation; cell differentiation
Cellular component (GO): cytoplasm
Molecular function (GO): fibroblast growth factor receptor binding; growth factor activity
Source: RefSeq, a predicted model, not a curated record